Messenger RNA from Emericellopsis cladophorae, 1980 nucleotides. RefSeq lists its product as uncharacterized. Gene Ontology annotation, cellular component: nucleus. Gene Ontology annotation, biological process: DNA-templated transcription; positive regulation of transcription by RNA polymerase II. Bases 1 to 1980 code for a protein of 659 amino acids. Gene Ontology annotation, molecular function: zinc ion binding; sequence-specific DNA binding. The transcript is spliced from 2 exons. Lineage: Eukaryota; Fungi; Ascomycota; Sordariomycetes; Hypocreales; Bionectriaceae. The record is from RefSeq and is a predicted model, not a curated record.
AUGAAUGCACCUUCCCCCAACGUUCACGCCUCGUCAAGUUACAUCGACAAGAUUCUCGAGGAAAACAAAAGGCUCAAGCACCAGCUCACGCCUCCAGAGACAGGCGGUACCCUCGGUGCCACAGAAGACGACAAUGGCCAGCCCCCCAGCAGAAUCGCUGGCCAACAGAGCCUGGAGACGGUCGCCGACCCAGCGAGGACGGACAAUAUGGAUGUGCGCCCAUGGUUCAUCAACACCAGCGUCACGGACACGCCCAUCUUGAUGGCCGCGGUGGCCGAUUCCGCCUUUGCAACCCGCUUUCGGCAGGUCAUCUCCGACGCUCAGAUGCCUCAGCACAAGCAUCUUCCACGCGUCAACUACGCCCCAGAUCGUCAGCUCAUAGCGCUUGGUGAUGCUGACAUCAAGUGGCCCGGUCCCUCACGCAGCCGCUUCCUCGUCGAUGUCGCGCUCAAACCUCUGAGCCGUUCCUAUCACAUUGUCCGUCGUAGCAUCGUCCUGGACAACCUCGAGAGGAGUAUCCAAGACCUGUCCUGGGGCGACUCCUUUCAGAGGGGCAAGCUGUGGGCGCUGUUUGCCGUCGGUGAGCUCUACUCAGCGAGGUCGGCCUCCGACAAGGCCUUUCCAGGUAUGGCAUACUUUGCAAAAGCCCUCAGGGUCAUAGGCCGCUCCCACGAACGGCCCAACGUGGAGGCAAUCGAAACCCGCCUCAUCUUGGCCUUCUUUUCGCUCGCCCUGAACCGCCGGUACAGCGCCUACUGGAUCUCGGGCACCUCUAUGCGCAUGGCCAUCGUCAUAGGCCUGCAUCUACACAUUCCGCCCUCGCAGAUAGGGGACGCAGCCGUCUGCGAGCACAGGAAACGCGUGUUCUGGUCCGCGUAUAUCAUUGACAGGAUGUGGGCGUCCAUGCUUGGCCACCCUCCUGCAGUGCAGGAUGAGGAUAUCGACGUUGGACUCCCGUCGGAUGUCGUCGUUGCCCCGGAACUCGCUGGUGACUUUGCCGAUGCUGCGUACUACAUCGCCAGUCUGCGGCUUGCAAGCGUUGUCACGAGAACCAUCCGAUCAAUCUACGGGAGGAGGAAUACCGGCAAGACAUUCACCGCCAGGGUGCAGCAGGCUCUGACUGAUCUGCGUGUCUGGGUAGAGGAGCUACCUAGUCACCUUCAUGUUGACGCUCAGGGGUUUGCGGAUUCCGUCCCCAAGCCAGUUUCUCUCCAUCUGUCAUUCAACCAGGUAAGCCGCUUUGCGUCCCGCUCGUCGAACCAGCUACGAACCUUCUCCCAGUGCGCCAUAUUGACAACGCGGCCUGUCCUGCUUCACGUACUCCGCACGUACAUCGAAUCAUCGCCUGUUUCCGCCGCAAGCGACGCUCGACUGCCUGCCAGUGCCGUCACCUUGGCUGAGACGUGCAUCCGCUGUGCACGACAUUCCAUUCGUCUCCUCACUGAGGCAUGGGUCGACGGCACCUUUGCCACCUUUGAUUUUUUCUACACGCAGUAUCUCUUCUCGGCGCUCCUCGUCCUCGCCGUGUCCAGCCUGCUGGGCACAAAAGAAAGUGCCUGCGAUCGGGAUGCCUUUGAGGACGCGGCUAGUUUCCUUGAACAACUCAAGGAGGCAGGCAACUUUGCAGCGCACGAGUUUUGGCACCACGUGGACGCGACCAAGGCCGUGCUCGAUGCCAUGCACAGCAAGCGCAGCGCAACGGAGACAGGCCACUCCCUUGCUCAGACGGCAGGGGCAGGCAUCGGCGAAGGGGCUACUAGUCAGGGCGGCAUGACACCAGCGCCCUACUUUGCCCCCGAGGCUGCGCCCACAACGGCCGGCAUGGCAUUAACCGAGCCCUCGUUGCAACAGCUGCUCGCUCAGCCGUCGCUGGAUCUGCAGUUCCUGGAGGGGUCCGUGUAUGAUCAGUACUCGCAAGGGCUGUAUUGGCCUGAUCUGACGUCCGACUGCUGGACGUCGGACGGGUGGCCUACGUCGUAA